Daphnia pulex (common water flea) is the source of this 1685-nucleotide messenger RNA. RefSeq lists its product as uncharacterized. The record is from RefSeq and is a predicted model, not a curated record. The transcript is spliced from 4 exons. Bases 144 to 1586 code for a protein of 480 amino acids. Lineage: Eukaryota; Metazoa; Arthropoda; Branchiopoda; Diplostraca; Daphniidae.
CUUGCUCUGGUGCGACAGUGGUUAUCAAUAAUGGAAGGUUAUCGGCAGAGUUCCGUCUCUAUAAAAGAUUGAAACAUUAACUAGGGAAAUCAAUCAAGAUCGCUGUGUGAUCCUGUCUACUCAUUACUUCUCCGUUCUCGACCAUGGAAAUUAAACUGGUUGUGAAGGCGAUUGCGGUAGUUAUUGUCGCUUGUUUCUAUUCGACGGGGCAUCGCUGUGUUGAGGGUCAGGUCGAAAGGUCUUAUAUUCGAUCUAACCUGACGCUUAGAAUUGUCGUCCGAUAUCCCGAAUCAGAGUUGAUAAAUCGCUCGCUGUCUACCGAUUUAUACAUAAUUGGCAAUGGACUGGGAUUAGCAUGGGACGAUCUAAAACUAUUGGAGAGACCAGGGUCUAUUGACACUUGGUCGAUCGACUUGAAAUUCUCUGGAUUUCUCGACGGAUAUGCCUGCGCAGAAUGCAUCCACAACAACACCCUACCAGUCAACGGUCGACUUGAGUAUCGGAUCCUGACGAGUAACAGGACCGACAUGGUUGGACCUAAUCACGGAACAGCCGUUCACAUUUCAAAGCUCGAAGCCAACUUCCCGAUCCGGGAACAUAUCUCAUAUCCAUAUUUCUUCAGCAGACAGGGAUCCGUACGUGCUACCUCGGUCAAAUCUUUAAUCAGCGCGGUAAUCGACAAUCGAAUCUGGGGAUACUACUUGCCCCCGAGUUACAGUGAAAAUUCGUACAAGACUUACAAGACGUUCCUUGUACCCGACCUGAGUCCGGUUUACAUGGAACUGUAUCGUUUUUCGUUUGAUGAAAUUUUUGCUGAGAAAGCCGUUGCGGAGGAAGUAGUUUUGAUCGGUUCCAAUGACUACUCUUUGCCAAAUGUAUCUGAUGGCCGAGUGGCAUUUUUAACACCUACGCCAGGCAUUCAGUAUUACUGUUAUAACGGUGAUUGGUCUGACAAUUGUGCUGGUUGCAUUCCGCCGAACGUGUCCGGUAGAGAAUACAUGGAGUAUUUUCGAGAUGGCUGUGGUUAUCCAGUCGAAAUUGGCGGGCUAGGAGAUGACUACGUCAACUACAUGGUAAACGAAGUUUUACCUGCCAUUCAACUGUUAACCAAUGAUCGACUUCGCAUCUUUCGCGAUGACUUGGGUAUUGGCGGAUGCUCUUUGGGUGGACUGUUAGCUUGUCACGCUAUUUGGACACGGCCCAAUACAUUUGGAAUGGGAUGGUGUAAGAGCUCGUCGUUUUGGUGGCCAACUGAAAUCAACGUUGACAACGGGUUCUAUUUUUUGAACCAUACAAUCAAAGAGACGAACCUAGGAUCGAGGGCUCCUCAACGGAUCUACAUGGACGUUGGAGAAUUGGAAGAAGACCCGUACUACGCACAAGUCAGUGCCGCCCUUUCAGUCGCCGAUACCAUGAUGGCUAAUUCACCACAGUUCCGCAUGGACGAGACACUCUGGUUCACUCUAGCCAGUGGUCAGGCUCAUAGCAGCAAUAAUUGCAUGAGUCGAACAUGGAAUUCCUUGAGCCUUCUCAGUCCACCUGCCGGAGCUGCUCGAAGUCCAGACUUCCCAAUUCAAAUAUUGUGACGUUCUGAUGAUUGGUGAAGUUAUUGAUGUUCAUUCCUUUUACUUUAGGAGUGUUUUCUUUUCCCGUUACCAUGAACAAUAAAGGCAUUAACACUGUUA